Messenger RNA from Nylanderia fulva, 1439 nucleotides. RefSeq lists its product as uncharacterized. The record is from RefSeq and is a predicted model, not a curated record. Gene Ontology annotation, biological process: sensory perception of smell; detection of chemical stimulus involved in sensory perception of smell. Gene Ontology annotation, cellular component: plasma membrane. Gene Ontology annotation, molecular function: olfactory receptor activity; odorant binding. Lineage: Eukaryota; Metazoa; Arthropoda; Insecta; Hymenoptera; Formicidae.
ACAUUAUUCGCUGGUUGAAUAAUUUGUAGACUUAAACACAUGAUUCUCUGCUAGAAGCAAAACUACAAGACAGGAAAUGUGCGUCAGAAGGGUUGCGUGCGUUACAUUAUCUAAAAAGUUUCAUGCUUACAGUUGAUAUAUCUGGAUAGUAAUUAAAUUAUACGUAAUUCUUCGCGCGAAAUACACGAUAGAUAUCCUCUGUCGACAAAGACAGUUUGAAUCUUGUGCAUCUCAUGUAAUACGAUAAUAUAAGAGAAUAAUCCUAACACAAUUGUUAUGGCAAAUACAUUGACAAUCGAGAAACUGAUCGCGUUUUUGAAAGCGGAUUUGUUAUUUGCCUGCUGCUGGCCAUUACCACUCACUGCUACAAAAGGAGAAAAGAUAUGUAAUAAGAUAUUUCGCUAUUUUUCUAUCCUGCAUGGAUUGAUUAUGAUGAUUGCAAUAAUAUAUACAAUUUAUGUCAAUCGAUCAGAUUUAUUUCUGAUAAUGAAAUUAUGCUGUGAGUUAUGCACUACUACAGAAGUUCCACUGCAAAUAAUUUGCUUCUCGAGUCAAUAUGAUAGUCUCCAAUACGUAAUUUAUGAAUUGGAGAAUUAUUGCAAGCAUGCGAAACCAACAGAAAGGAACGUUUUUCAUCAAUAUAUUGAUAGUUGUAAAUCAAUUUAUGUAGGUUCAGUAUGCGCCUUCACUGUAACCGGUCUGCUGCUUAUUAUUAGUCCUAUCGUAGAACCGCAUCCGUUUCCUAUCGACAUAGAUUAUCCUUUCUCUGUAGACUAUCAACCUUUGAAGACCAUCAUUUAUUUACAUCACAUACUACUUAUAUAUCAAAGUUAUACGCAGGUAUGCUCAAAUAUAUUCAUCGCGCUUCUAUUGUGGUUCGUAUCGGCGAGAUGUGAUAUUUUAUCGAGCAGAUUUCGGGCAGUCACAAAAUUUGCCGAGUUACGUGCUUGUAUAGAAGAACAUCAAGAAUUACUCUGGUAUGGAAAAAAAGUAACUCUUUCUAUUCGAUAUGUGAUGUUAGCAUCACUGGCUGUCAGUACAAUAGUUAUCAUAUUUACUGGCUGCACUUUUCUCAGCCGACAACCAAUGUCAGUAAAAUCAACAUUUCUAAUCUUCUUUAUUUCAUCUCUCGCAAAAGUAUACUUAUGCGCGUGGCCAGCUGAUCAUCUGCUAAGUGCAAGCACUAAUAUUGCACACGCUGCGUAUGAAUCAAUGUGGUACAAUGGAAAAGUUGAUUUUCAGAAGAAUUUUGUGCACACUUUAUUACGUAGCCAACAACCUAUAGCUGUGAAUGUACCCUGCAUGUUACCGACCGUUUCAUUAAAUUAUUAUGCGUCUUACGUCUCGACUGCUUUUUCCUAUCUAGCUACGUUUCGAGUUAUACUUGAAGAAACAGACGAUUAAUUUAACGAGGCGGAUACUUAUGUAAUACAAAUAUU